Magallana angulata is the source of this 3280-nucleotide messenger RNA. Its product is annotated as lachesin-like. Lineage: Eukaryota; Metazoa; Mollusca; Bivalvia; Ostreida; Ostreidae. The record is from RefSeq and is a predicted model, not a curated record. Gene Ontology annotation, cellular component: neuron projection. The transcript has 9 exons. The coding region runs from base 174 to 1397 and encodes 407 amino acids.
GCUCCCAAUGGUUCUAUAAUCAAUUGCGAAAGUGAUACGAGCUUCCAUUGGUUAAGCGUGACUCGCGGGAGAGAGCGCUAGAAUCGAAGGGAGGAUUUGAAGACAGUUUUCUUCUUCUUGAGUUGUGUUUUUUUUCUUCACGUAGUUUAGCAAUGCCAUUGAUAGGUAUAUGAAUGAUAAUGCUCGGAUUACUCGGUUUGGACCUCUUUGGUCUCGUCGUCGGCGUCGUCACACAUCUGCCCUCAGUGAAAGAAUCUUUAGAGCCUAGCUUUGACGACCCAGUCACCAAUGUGACCGCCAUUGCAGGAGACACGGUCACCUUACCAUGCUCAGUCAAAAACUUGAAAGACUACAAAGUGAUGUGGUUAGAUCACAGAACAAAAACACUCACCUUGGAGGCGAGAAGAAUCAUUGCAGACGAGAGGAUCACAAUAGAGAGACCUGAUAUCGGGGACUGGAACCUAUAUAUACACGGGGUGGAACUCUCCGAUGCCGGGAAGUACAUGUGUCAGGUCAACACCGUACCAGUCAAAAUCAAAUACGUCAUUCUUACAGUCCACGAGCCCCCUGAAAUUAUUCCGGAACUCUCGAGUAAGGAGGAGGUGUUCGUGAGGGAAAGUGACACGGUCCAGCUGGUCUGUAACGUGACGGGGGUCCCAACGCCGACCGUCAGAUGGUACAAGAAGUCACCAAACAGAAGGCACUACAGUUAUAACGAUAAAGAAAUGAUAGGCCAUGACGGAAUGGUGCUCCGUAUACGUAACAUAAGCCGCUACUGUGAUGACGUGUACCAGUGCGUCGCUGACAAUGGCGUCAAACUCCCAGUAAGCAGAGAUAUAAAAGUCACUGUGCAGUUUCCACCUGAAAUACAUUUGCCAACCAAAAAGUUAAGUCAGGCGGUCGGUAAGGAGACCAUUUUAAAUUGUGAGGUGACGUCUAACCCCAGCAUGUACAGUGCUUGGACAAGGGAUGGCAUUACUAUUCAAAACAGUGACAAAUUUAAAAUCGAUCUUUAUGAAGAUUACAAAAAUAUGGUGACUCUGAGCAUGAAAAUCUCUGACAUUCAGAAACCUGAUUUUGGCGUUUACCGCUGCGAGGCGCAGAAUGAGUUUGGUCGAGAUUUUAAGGAUUUCUUUCUCUAUGAGCUGGUAACAACUACGCCAUCACCUUCCACCCCCAGUGCUGUCACCACCACCACGCCCGUUCACGUGUACGUCUUCACUUGGACUCCAUCGGUCAGGACCUACACACCCAGACGGGAAUACCAUAGCAAGGAUCGGCCCCCUCUUGCUACAAAAAAGAAACCUAAAGGUAGUAACGGACAGCCUCGGUUUCUACCCAACAACACGUUUUAUUUGAUUGGACUAUUAACGACUCUUUCUGUGAUAAUAAAAUGAUCGGAUUUUUUCUCAUCUGAUACGUCGAGCAUUAAAGGGAUUCGGAGACAUCUUGUGAUCUUGCUACAAAACCAGAGAACACAAUUUCAAAGGAAGUGACACCUUCUCCAGAUUAGAAAAACUUACGUUUCAGUUACUACAAUCUAUAAAUGAGCCAUAGUUUGCAUAACUAAACAUGAAAGCUGAACGAGAGGAAAGAAGAAAGAAAUGAUUUUGGACUGUCCUCAAAAUUAAGAUACCAUUACGCGUGGAAAGUGAAUCGUGUCUUAUUUUCGGAGAUGUGUCAAAGUGGUGUAAAAGAAAAUUGCACUGGAUUUUUUUUUAAUAUUGCUUACACUUAUCAAUGAAAACCACUAUAAAAUGCACCGUACCAUUAAACUAUAUAUUUCAUUCAUUUUAUUGAAAAAAUCCUAAUGUAAAUGAUAUGGGUAUGGUAGGUAUAUUCGAAAUGUUUGGAAUUGUGUGAUAGCGAGUUUUACUGGUGUUUGUGAAUGUCUGUUUUGUGGUUUACCAUCUGUUAUUCUCUCUUGGUAAUGAGAACUUUCAAUUAUGAAUAUCAUUCCAUGUACAUAUAUAUACUAUGAGUCAGUUGCUUUUCUUUAUUCCACCAUUUCUAUCUCAUCCAGGGUCUGCAAAUGCAACUUUAGAAAAAAAAAUACUCGCCGUUAUGUAUUUACAUGCAUACAUUUCCAACAACAACAAUAUAAAAAAAAAACUUGAUCAGAUCUAAAAAAGAAAAAAAAAAAGAAAAAAAAAAGUUGUUUGUUUACAAUGCGUGGUAGAACAUGUAGAAUAAACGUCAUGUAUUUUAUCAGCUGCAAACUCUGUGAAACAGAGAAGAAAAUUACUUGGCAUUAUUUAGCACUAUUUUUUUCCAGCAGAAAUAAACCAGCAGCCUAAAGUUGUUGGAGGGCUACUUUUUACACGAGAUUCGAUACAAACCAACCGCUUUAUUUCGAAAUCUGACACCAUAACAAUCGGUUUUACGAUAUUAAUCAACGCAUUUAAAAUUCAAAACCAAAAUGUCCGUUUGAUUUUGAUCUUUGAUAUAAUAAAACUUAAUAUUGCCAGAAAUCUGAUAGCUUUAUUGUUUCAAUUAUUGGGGAAUAAAGAGAGCAAGUCAUUUGACUUCCGAAAACAAUAUUCUUGUCUUUUUAUAAUGAAAUAAGUCAUAAGUCACGUGGUAUCUCUUUGUCGUUUGCAAAAGUUGGUCACAACUGUAUCAUGCUAUGUUAAUAUCAUCAUUACUAUAUUACAUUACAUCAAAUGCUUAACUAAAGCACUGCGCCUGAUUAUUAUACAUUUUUGUAUUUACUUUUUCGUGAUCUAUUGAACUGCCAUGUGGGUGGUAAAUUGUUUAUAAUUCCAUUUUAAAUGCUCUGUAUUUGAACUUAUAUCUGCUAUCUAUUCUGUGUGGUAUAUUGGAGAGAGAGAGAGAGAGAGAGAGAGAGAGAAAACGAGAGAGAGAGAGAGAGAGAGAGAGAGAGAGAGAGAGAGAGAGAGAGAGCUACACAUAUCUAUGAUUACAUGGAAUAUUGGUACGGAUGAAAUAAAUACAAUGUGAUGAUGCAAUUCGUAUACAUUAAUCGUAUCAAACUUUAUUCAAAGAAAUUUAAUUUCUCAUACUGUUUGUGGCAGUUAAGAAAUGAAAGCAAAUAACAGAACUGUUUUUAUUUGUGUUACUAUUAUACUGUUGUAUCUAGUUGUUUCUGCGUAAAUGUGUGAGUGUUAUCAUAUAGCUAACGCGCUGAGAGGGAAAUACAUGUACUGGCAUAUACAAUUAGGAACACAUUUGUAUGGACAACUGUCAUCAUUAUGUAAUUCUGGCACAAUGAGACUCUUUUUUUGUUUCAAAUUCCAAUAAAACUGAUUAUUAAAAUUAA